CGCUUUUUGGACAUUCUGAUGCAUGAUCGUGUUUUAAACUGCAAUUAUAGAGAAAAAGUUAAAACAUUGCUACUAUAGAUUAAAUAGGAAGAACCAAUGGCCCCAAAUCCAUUGACGCCUAGGCAAAGAAGAGCUUUAAAACGGGAAGUUAGACCAGGUGCACAUUCACCAUUAGUAAAACACAAAAAGACAUUACAAAGAAAUAGCACAAUGUCAAGACAACGGAAAAAUUCCCCUAGAAUUAGCAUGCCUGAAAACCCUGCCGCAAAGAGUACAAGCCCACAGUCAUUCAAUAGUAGAGGUAGACUUAGAAGGACAAGACAGCAAACAAUACCAGCGAUAUUCAAGCGUGGCAAAGGUCCUACAAAUUCUGGGAAAGCAAUUGAUGUAUCAAACGGCACAACCAGAGAAGAUCUUCCAUCACUUGAAAGCACUGAAGAAGGCUCCUCAUCUGAUAACACAAAAGAGGGAAAGCCUCAUAGUGGUUUAAAAGGAGAUGAAAGCUCAAACCAUUCUCCUAGGUUGCCUUCAGUAGAAUGUAGCACAAACAUUUCAACAGGCAAAGAGGCCAGGCAAUGUCAAUUGGGUAACACAUUCCCUGAUCAAAAGAUAAAGUUGGUUAGCAGAAGUGAAGAAAGUGGUAAGCGCAGAAGCAGGUCUUUAGACAGAGAUACAUCAUUAACAAACAAGAAAAAGAGGCCAUCGAGCUUGCCCUCAAGAGUAAGGAAUAAGUCUGCAAGCCCUUCAACAAGAAAAGCUAAGGUGUCAUUAGAGGCAGGGCCUUCAAAUUUACACCAUGGAGCUGCCACAAUUGAGGAUUCUGGACCAAGUGUAGAUCCCCCUGGAACUCCACUCAGAAGGCUAAGGGGGAAGUCUAUAUGGAAAAAUGAGGCAAGUCAGGAAGCUAGAGUCGACACAGCAACAAGGAAGAAAAAGACUAAACAUCAUGCUUCACAAGGCAAUCCCUCUGGAGACCAGCUAGUGCCAAGCUCUGAUGAGAAGAUUCCCCAUGUGGAAGAGGCCUGUAUCACAGAGAGUAUGGAGCAAGCUGAAAAAGAGAUACACCAGCAAUUACACAAAGAUGAUGAUACUGAGUGCAAAGAGAGUGUUAAGGAGUGGCAUGACAUGGUGGAGCAGCAGAGAUUUGCACGCCUACAGCACUUGCUUGACAAGUCCAACAUCUACUGCCAGUUCCUCCUCAAACGAAUGGAGGACCAGCGUAAAGAAGAGGAGAAUCGCCAAAAGAGACGAGAGAAAAAAGAGGAGAACAAGCUGGCCAAACAGGAGCAGCAGGUGCCUGAAGUAAAAGAGAAGAGAGCUACUCGAAGUGGACUAAAAGAAGCCUCAGACAGCCAAGAUUCAGUCAGCCCUGGUGUACCAAAAACACCAGCCCGGCGUGGUCGGAAAAGAAAAGCAGAGGGUGAUCCAAAGGCAUCUUAUAAAAUAGCAGACUACAUUUCAGAAGAGGCAAUUGUGAAGAAACAGAAGCUUGGUCAGAAAGAAAAUAAGACACCCCCAACAUCACCUUCCAUACAACAAGUUCCCAAGGGAAAAUCACCCAAGCAUGCCCCCAAGGAGAUUGCAGCUCAAACACGCUACAUAAAUGGCGAGGAAGUGUCACCUCUACAGCCAGUCCUGCUGACGGGUGGAGCACUUAGAAGUUACCAGCUAGAGGGCGUGGAGUGGCUGAAGGGUCUGUAUGAGAAUGGUGUUAAUGGCAUCCUAGCAGAUGAAAUGGGACUUGGAAAGACAAUUCAGUGUAUCGGACUUGUCUCUUAUCUUAUUGAGAUGGGGGUUCGUGGACCUUUUCUUGUGGCAGCUCCACUGUCAACCCUUCCCAACUGGGUGUCUGAGUUCAGACGGUUCUCUCCUCAAAUCCCUGUCAUCCUAUACCACGGUAGUAUCCAAGAACGCACAAGUCUGAGGCGUAAAAUAACCAAGCUGAAGAAAGCAGGCCCCUUUGAGACCAUGCCAGUGGUAGUCACAUCCUAUGAGAUCGCCAUGAACGAUCAGAAGCACCUCUUCCAGCUCAUGUGGAAACACAUGAUUGUGGACGAAGGGCACCGCAUCAAGAACCUCAACUGCAGACUCAUAAGGGAGCUGAAGAGCUAUAACUCAGCCAACAGGCUUCUUCUCACUGGAACGCCUCUACAGAACAACCUUGCUGAGCUGUGGUCACUACUGAACUUUCUCCUGCCUGAUAUCUUUGAUGACUUGAACAGCUUCCAGAGAUGGUUUGACUUUAGUGCAAUUAAUGAUGAGGGAGGUAACGAGAAGAUCAUCGCACAAGAGAAGGAACACCAAGUGCUGGAAAGACUUCACUCAAUCCUGACUCCUUUUCUGCUACGUCGCCUGAAGACAGAUGUAGAGCUAUCUCUUCCCCCCAAGAAGGAGGUCCUUGUACGUGCCCCCCUCACCUCAAAGCAGACAGAAUUCUACAGAGCUGCUCUAGACAAGACUAUUUUAGAUAUCGUUGGGGACAAUAAGGAUAAAGAAGAAGAUAAGGUGGAGAUCAGCUCAACCGGCCGAAAAAAACGCAAGUGUCGAAGAAAUAUCAAUUACAAGAUAUUUGACGAUGAGAAGGGGAGCAUUGAAGAGCUUGCCGAGGAGCUAGCUACACUCGAGAAAUCACGCCGUGAAAUCUGCACGCCAUCCCAAAAGAGCUCCACCUACGAUAUCUCGAUCAAGAUCACCAACAUUCUGAUGCUGUUACGAAAGUGCUGUAACCACCCCUACUUGCUAGAGUAUCCACUUGACCCCGUAACCCAGCAGUACAAGAUAGAUGAAGAGCUUGUUAGAUGUAGUGGGAAGAUGCUGCUUCUUGACCAAAUGGUUCCUGCUCUCAAACGAAGAGGGCACAAGAUCCUAAUAUUUUCUCAAAUGACUAAGAUGCUGGACAUUCUGCAAGACUACUGCUACCUGCGAGGGUAUCAGUACAGCAGGCUUGACGGGAGCAUGAAAGUUGAGGACAGGCGAGAGGAGAUCGAUGCUUUUGCUUCGGAUCCGGAGAGAUUUAUCUUUCUAUUGAGUACUCGAGCAGGAGGCCUGGGGCUAAAUCUGUCGGCUGCAGACACUGUUAUAAUCUAUGACAGUGACUGGAAUCCGCAAAGUGACUUGCAAGCACAGGAUCGAUGUCAUCGCAUUGGCCAGACCAAACCCAUCCUUGUCUAUCGCCUUGUCACGUCUAACACUGUGGAUCAGAAGAUUGUCGAGCGUGCUGCAUCUAAAAGGAAACUCGAGAAGAUGGUCAUAUAUAAAGGUAAAUUCAAAGGCAAAGUUGACGGAACUACUCUCAAUGCUUUGCAACUAAAAGAACUGCUUGAAUCAUCACACCAUGAUGAAAUCAUAAGUAAAGACGAAGUGAUACUUAGUCAAAGCGAGCUUGAAAGCCUCCUCGACCGAUCAUCUAUGUACGUGAAGAGGGAGACUAGCGCCGGUGUGCCUGAUAUUGAUGACACGGACUCUGCCCUUUUUAGGGUCAUUGAAGAAAAGAGUUGACGCUCCAAGCUAUGCUUCAUGAUCAAGAGCUGUAAAAUGACUAGCGAGGUGUUUAAUUGUAUAUUGCUCUAAAACUGGAUAUACCAUCCCCAUGAGAACUUAGAGACAAGAUGUUGUGAAUCUCACUUGAGGAUUACUUACUAUGACUCAUGAUAUACCUUAACAUGUUCAUAAGGAUCUGACGUUUCAUUAGACGGGAACCAUUUUGAAGGACCGUUACGGCAUGUUCCUAUUCGUUAUGUUCGUCUUUGCCAUUCUCUCGCAGCGUAUGUAUUAUCGGUCGCUAGUCGCCCUCAAUGUUCAAUCCUCGUUGAAACGUUUGUUCAUCCAUACUGGAUUCACAUGUCAAAACACAGGUCCCUGGAUGCGGAUUUGCGGAUGCGAGAUGUGGAAAAAGUUCGUGUAACAUCCAUGAGUGUACUUUUUGAUAUUGUUUCACUUUCUCCACUUGAUUUUUACAUCGACUCUAAUAAACGGUUAUUUAAAAACA
Molecule: messenger RNA, 3988 nt
Organism: Nematostella vectensis (starlet sea anemone)
Lineage: Eukaryota; Metazoa; Cnidaria; Anthozoa; Actiniaria; Edwardsiidae
Product: lymphocyte-specific helicase
Exons: 18
Coding region: 97-3498 (1133 amino acids)
Biological process (GO): lymphocyte proliferation; negative regulation of gene expression via chromosomal CpG island methylation; pericentric heterochromatin formation
Cellular component (GO): pericentric heterochromatin; nucleus
Molecular function (GO): ATP-dependent chromatin remodeler activity; chromatin binding; ATP binding
Source: RefSeq, a predicted model, not a curated record